Molecule: messenger RNA, 1875 nt
Organism: Capronia coronata CBS 617.96
Lineage: Eukaryota; Fungi; Ascomycota; Eurotiomycetes; Chaetothyriales; Herpotrichiellaceae
Exons: 1
Coding region: 1-1875 (624 amino acids)
Biological process (GO): nuclear envelope organization
Cellular component (GO): nuclear envelope; meiotic nuclear membrane microtubule tethering complex
Molecular function (GO): protein-membrane adaptor activity
Source: RefSeq, a predicted model, not a curated record
AUGCCACCCCGUCGGUCUACCGCACGCGCCUCAAGCGCCACACCUAUACGCGCCACCUCCCCAUCCAAAAGGUCGACCCGUGGUAGCAGCGUCAUAGCGCCGGAGGAUGCCAUCCCGCGAAAGAUCACCCGGGGCGCGUCUCAACAACCGAGUCUAGCCGAAGGCGCUGUUAACAAUCCUAGACUUCCUGAGGUCCAGAUUCAACAGUCGUAUGCUUAUGGGUCAAGCAGGACGCCCGUACUUCCGGCACAGUUGGUUGCCCGGAAUAAGAUGAAUCUGCGAGAAAUAGCCGAAACCAUCGACGCCGGAGUCGAGCAAGCACAGCAACACCUCAAGAGCCAUGUCGAGGAAACUCAUGCUAACUUGCAGAACCACUUGCGAGCCGAGAGGGCUCGUCGUAGAGCUUCUCGCGACGGUUCUCGGGAAGGAUCCGUUGCUAGCGAUGAGGUCGAGAAGAACAAAACCCAGCGAGUCGCGGCGUGGGCAAGCUCGUUGGAGAGUAGUCAGCUGGACGAGAUACCAGAAGAGGACCAGAGCUCCACGCGAAGCACUCCCGAUGAUGCCACCCACAAGGAUACGGAUCCGUCUAGCUUUCCUAGUGGGAUUUUCGAUUACAGCUACAACUAUGAGCGCGGCCUUCGAAAACCAAACGUUACCGUACGGCAGAGAGGAGGAGGCUCCUCCUUGCAACGUGUAUCAAAGACAGUGAAGGCAGCUACCAACUACACGUGUCAAACCUCAGCACGCGUUGUGGCUGCUAUAUCCCAAUGGAUCGCUCAACUCUUCCGAGCCUGUGGCAGGGCAGUCAGCGAACUCCCAAAUUCACCGUUUAUCCUCGUUAUGGUCAACAUCUUGUUUGGACUGCUCGUUGCGAGUGCGGCUGCCCUCCUCUUCUGUUAUACCUACACGAACCACGUUUGUGAUCCCUUCUCAAAUUCUCCUGUGGGCCUGGCAUUGCAGAAAUACUGCGGCAGUUGUACACGAAUUGCGAGCGACCCGUUGAACCUGACGUCCGCCCAUGGAGGCGAUCUAUCCAAGCUCUCCGUGGCGCUGAGCGGAAUGCAGAAUCAAAUGCGCGCGAUCGAAUCACGACUAACCGAGAAGCUGGACUCUCAAUACGAUGCCGUGGAUAAAGAAAUCGAAGCGCUGCGAAGACAACACUUGGAACUAUCAAAGCACAUACCGGGGUCAAGACGGGGCAGACUAUCUUCUUCUGGGGAUGUGGCAUCUCCAGUGAUGGCAAAGGUCAAUUACUUUGCGCCCAACAACGGCGCCCAGUAUCAGCCACUUCUAACAUCGCCCACCAAGGAGACCCCACAGAGGCUGAGGUGGAGAAAGUUCUGGCGCAUGUUUGGAGUAACUCUCUAUGACUCGAAGCCCGCAAAUACAGCUCUCAUGCCAUGGCAAGACGUGGGAGAGUAUUGGUGUUCGUCGACCAACCCGACCAAUCAAGACUCGAUGCGGUUAGGAGUCAAGGUGAGGGAGAUGAUCUUCCCUACGGAGUUGGUGGUGGAGAACUAUCCGACCGCCGGGUCACUGACACCAGGGUCGACUCCGAGGAAGAUCGAAGUCUGGGCUGACUUUGAGCACCUCGACAGUCAGGAGUGGGAGAGUCUCAAUAUCAGACAGAUGCAAGGACAUGGCGCGCUGGGGCCGACAUAUGCUUUGCUCGGGGAGAUGGAGUAUGAUACCUCGAUUGAGGCGCCUCAUGUCCAGGCUUUUCCGCUGGCUGUCAACCAAGACCGGCAUCUGUAUGCUGCGCAGACGUUUGUGGUCCGGGUCAUCUCGAACUAUGGCUCAGACCAUACUUGCCUUUAUAGGGUGCGUAUGCAUGGCGUUCCCGCGAUUGAAUAUGGGGUUGGUAGCGCUCAAUAG